ACACUAAGGCUGUGCCAAGGGUGUGUCAUGAGGCUUCUUGAGUGACAGAAAACUCACUGACAAUAAAGGGACAGAUGAUUGUACCACCUCAUUCACAGACAGGCCUCUUAGGAGAAACCCGGGGAGAUUCCACACUGUCAGCCCCUUCUCCAACAUCAGCACGUGUUCCUGACUCCUCCUCGGUGCCCAGCUCUGUACUGGCAACUAGGAGAGUAGUGAACUUGAACUUGGCCUUGAGGAACAGCUGCCUCUAGGGUCGGAUCAGACAAGAGUACUGGGAGCUGGAGCUUACAGUCAAAGGAGAAAUGAGCAAUCUGCAACCUUUGGAGGAGGAGAAAUACGAUAUGUCAGGUGCCCGCCUGGCCCUCACAUUGUGUGUCACCAAAGCCCGGGAAGGUUCCGAAGAAGACCUGGAUGCCCUGGAACACAUGUUUCAGCAGCUGAGAUUCAAAAGCACCAUGAAGAGAGACCCCACUGCCCAGCAAUUCCAGGAAGAGCUGGAAAAAUUCCAGCAGUCCAUCGAUUCCUGGGAAGAACCCGUCAGUUGCGCCUUUGUGGUACUCAUGGCUCACGGGAGGGAAGGCCUCCUCAAGGGAGAAGAUGGGGAGAUGGUCAAGCUGGAGAACCUCUUUGAUGCUCUGAACAACAAGAACUGCCAGGCCCUGCGAGCCAAGCCCAAGGUGUACAUCAUACAGGCCUGUCGAGGAGAACAAAUGGACUCCGGUGAAAUAGUAGGUGGGGAUGAGAUUGUGAUGGUCACCAAAGACGGCCCCCAAACCAUCCCAACUUACACAGACGCCCUGCACGUCUACUCCACGGUGGAGGGAUACAUCUCCUACCGACAUGAUCAGAAAGGCUCCUGCUUCAUCCAGACCCUGGUUGAUGUGUUCACAAAGAGAAAAGGACAUAUCUUGGAGCUUCUGACAGAGGUGACCCGGCAGAUGGCAGAAGCAGAGCUGGAUCAGGAAGGAAAACCAAGGAAAGUGAACCCUGAAAUCCAAAGCACCCUCCGGAAACGGCUGUAUCUGCAGUAGGAGCAGAAAGACAGGGAGGAGCUUUCCUUCCAUCAUUCCUUCUGUACCACAGAAAUUUAGAGGCAGCUCUUACCACUUCCCAAUAUCUUCUCUUCCCAAGGAUAAAUGACGCCUAGUUUCUUUUUCAUCAUGCCCCUCAUGCAGGUCCUCCUUUAAUCUGUCCCUGUCCUUCUUAGAGCAAGCCAGCCAAAACUUAGCACAAGGCACGGUGGUAACAUUAACAUCAUCUCCCUCAGGCUGGACAUUCUAUCUUUAUUAAUGCAACCUACGAGACCUAAGAGUGCAUUCACUUAUCCUACUUUCUGUUCCUGUGGUCUUCUUUCUCCCAUGAAGCAGAAACAGGAUAAAACUCAAGAUUUUCCAUGGACAAAUCAAUGCCCACUCAUCCCCUCCCACCCCAAUCCAACCUCCACUGGCUCCUGCAUCUCACUUGGAGAUAAAACCUCCUCCUGUGGUCAAUGCAUUCCCAACUUCCAGUUCCCUCCUUCACUCUGGUGAUUUAGUAAGGCAAGAACCAUUCUUUCCAAAACCACUCCUCCUUGGCUAGCAAGUUGGUGUCUUAACUCCGUUCUCUUCCUGGCUCAUGGCCUCUCUGGAUAAUGAAGUUGUCUCUUCCUUUCUGGAUCUCUUCCUCCUCACACCCCUCCCCCUGAGACCCCGGACUCUGCCCUCUCUCCAAGAAAAUCCAUCCAUUCAUCUAUUCUUGCAGUCAACUACUCUGAAUUAGAGCAUGCUGGAGCUAUGUCAAAUUCCCUGUUGUCACCUUGCUAUUUUGCAGACAAUAUAAUGUUUAACCUCUCUUAACAAGAGAGGUUCAAUAAUUUGUCAAAUGCAACACAGUAAGACAGAGACAAGGACAAGGUUUGACUUCCAGUCCAGCCUCCUUUCCACGACAUGCUAAGUCUUGAUCCAUCUGAAAUCUUUCUUGAUUAGUGAAGAUGCCUAAUAAUUUUCCCUACCUCCAAGGUAGGAGCCUUCUGGAAGUUUCUAGAAAUUCUCAAUAACCACCAGCUAAGGUUACCUCCAGGUAACCUUGUAGCACCAGGCUGGAAGUCAGACCGGCUUCACUAUCUUCCCAGUCUGUAUCUCCCCAUCCCCAGCCCUGACCUUUCCUGCUCAGAUAAUCUGUGGGUGCAUCCAGUGUCACUGAAAACUCAGAGCUAAAGAUGAACCUUUUCUUCUCCUCCAAGCAUCCCCUGGUAUCCUCAACCUCAGAUUCCAGGUUGCGAUUUCUGCAGUUAAUCUAUGACCCCUCUCUUCUUGCAUCCUUCAUAUGCCACCAGACACCAUGCCCAGUCCAGCUUGAUUUUGAAACAACUUUCGUGCCUGUCUUCUCUUCCCUGACAUGUUACUCUCCAGGCUCAAGUCCUCAUCUUCUCUUAUCUGCAUCUUUGCAACCAACUUCCUCCCUUGCCUCUCUGCAUUUCCAACUCACUUUCCAUGUGUUUUCUGUAUCAUCUAUAACAGUGAUCUCCCUGGAACACUCAAGAAGGCAUGACAUACCCUAUUACUUAAAGACCAGGGGUCUGGGUUCAGUGGCUCACACCUGUAAUCCCAACACUUUGGGAGUCUGAAGUGGGAGGAUCACUUGAGGAGAGGAGUUAGAGACCAGCCUGGGCAACACAGCAAGACCUCAUCUCUACAAAAAAAAUUAAAUAAUUAAUUAAUUAAUGAAUUAACUGGGUAUGGUGGCAAGUGACUGUAGUCCCAGCUACUCAGGAGGCUGAGGUUGGAGGAUCACUUGAGCCCAGGAGUUUGAGGCUGCAGGGAUCUAUGAUCAUGCCACUGCAUCCCAGCUCUAAGCAGGAGAGUGAGAUCUGGUCUCCAAAAUCAAUCAAUCAAUCAAAUAAAGACCAAAGUCAAACUGCACAUCGGGAUCUCUCACACCUUUCCAGUGUUGCCAUCUGCCAGCACUUAGCUUAACACAUCUCCCACCUCUUCCGCCAUGAAUUCACUCUUUGAGCAAGGCUAAUGUCGUCUUACUCACCCUUGCCUCUAAGCGUUUGCUAUCACCAUUGCCCCUAAGCUGGGGGGCUCUCCCUCUCCCUUUAUCCCUCUUCUACUACCCCCCACCCCUACUUUUUCCAAAAACCCAUUUCCACUCUUUUUUCUGGUUGAUCCUGCCCUCUCGCCCAGAACAAGAUGCUGGAAAUGACCACUUCCGGAGGACAGGGAACAAGUGCUUGAUCUGCAUAAUAAGUAUUCAAUAAACAGUUGUCAAACUUUGAAA
This is a messenger RNA of Sapajus apella (tufted capuchin), 3264 nucleotides long. It is a transcript of the gene CASP14, whose product is annotated as caspase 14. The record is from RefSeq and is a predicted model, not a curated record. The transcript is spliced from 7 exons. Bases 306 to 1034 code for a protein of 242 amino acids. Gene Ontology annotation, cellular component: cytoplasm. Gene Ontology annotation, biological process: proteolysis. Lineage: Eukaryota; Metazoa; Chordata; Mammalia; Primates; Cebidae.